AUGCUUCGCCUCAUCAGCCUGCGUCCCACAGCUCAGCAAGAUGUUGCCGUCGCCCAGAAGACCAUCGCGUCCUCCAUUUCGACCGAAGAAGCUGUCAACUUCUCCGCAGACUACGACAAGAUCUUGCUCGCCAAAGGUGGUCCCGAUGUCUUGCUCAAGCGUGCUUCUUCGGUUCUCGAUGCAUCGGGCGAGGUCGUCGCACUGUCUGAUAAUCUUAAGGACUCGAUCGUGGCCAUGCAGUCUCUCCGGGCUUCAAGAGACCUGCAGAGAGGGCCGGCAUUCGCUUCUUCAUGGUCACUGGGUGACUUGCAGCUCGCUGUUGAAGCUAUCGCUCGCCAGUGUGGUAUUGUCAUUUCGGAAAAGGCGUUGCGAUAUGAUGACCUCCACUCGAUCGAGUUGCCAGUUUACGACACGCAUGCCGACACCGAUGCUCGUGCUCAGAACGCUCUCUCGCUUUCGGGACCUGAUAUGAUGAAAUUCAGCAAGGCUGAUUGGGAGCAGGUCUGCCGGUUCGACGAGAUUGUCUUUUCGCAUACCACGACAGAGCAGAAGCUCGGCAUCGUGAACGAGUUUCAGGCUCGCGACGAAUGCGUUGAUAUGACUGGUGACGGUGUCAAUGAUGCUCCCAGUCUCAAGCAGGCCGUUAUCGGUAUCGCCAUGGCUCAAUCGUCGAUGCUCUUCUUUACGCUCGUCUCGUUUUUGUCAACCUCGAGAAGACGAUCGAUUCUCAGCAACUUGCAGAUGAUCUUCGUCUGCGUUCCCAGAGAGGCCAUCUCUUCACUCAGCUUGGUCCACGAACAGCCCGAAGCCGACUUGUUGAAGCGCAAACCUCGUUCGGUCAAGAAAGAUCGAUUGGCAGACUGGAAGCUCUUGCUGCAUGCUUACCUUUUCGUUGGUAUCCCGCUUACUAUCAUCAGCUGUGCCAUGGGAUUCUGGUGGAUGUCCAGGGCGGGGAUCAAGUUCAGGGACAUGUGGUUGACCUACGGAGCUGGUCGAGUAGAGACAACCAACCCCGAAUACUUGAACGAGAUCCUGAACCAAGCCAACGCAGUCUAUUUCUUCAACUUGGUCAUUCAGCAAUGGUUCAACCUUCUCGGCUGGCGAACACAGCAGUGGCAACGAGAAUAA
This is a messenger RNA of Ustilago hordei, 1128 nucleotides long. Its product is annotated as K, P-type ATPase (mediates high-affinity potassium or sodium uptake). Gene Ontology annotation, biological process: proton transmembrane transport; intracellular potassium ion homeostasis; intracellular sodium ion homeostasis. Lineage: Eukaryota; Fungi; Basidiomycota; Ustilaginomycetes; Ustilaginales; Ustilaginaceae. The transcript is spliced from 4 exons. Gene Ontology annotation, molecular function: nucleotide binding; P-type sodium:potassium-exchanging transporter activity. The record is from RefSeq and is a predicted model, not a curated record. The coding region runs from base 1 to 1128 and encodes 375 amino acids.